UUAUUUAUUUUUUAUUUUGUAGAAAGACGUUUCGAAACAGGAAGGGUAAAGCCCUAGCAAGUUGAUACCGAAUUACCGAUCAUAAAUUUAGACGCUUCUACAACUAAGAAACAAAACACCCUUUGACACUGCUCUGAUCAUCUACGCGUAUUUCAAAUUUUGCCCGCUAAAAAAAUCCAUGGAGUCUGAAGGGCACAGAAAUUCCAAUAACCCAUCUGUAGUUUUGGCUUCUCUUUUGAGUAAAAGGGCUAAACUCCAUGAAGAACUCAGGGGCAUUGAGAAACAGGUUUUCGACAUGGAAACAACUUAUUUACAGGACCCUAGUCAAUGUGGAAAUGUGUUAAAAGGUUAUGAGGGCUUCUUAUCUACUUCAAAGAGCACUACCAUGUUGAAGCGGUCGCGGAAGUUUCAGCCUGAAGACAGGCUGUUCUCCUUAUCUUCAAUCACCUCACCUGCGGCGGAAGAUCAGGCCCUUGGAAGAGAAGAUGGAAGAUUGGAUUCUGGUCCAGGUCGAUACAGGGGCGUAGGUGUUCUUGGACAUGGGCAGGGAAAACCGAAGAAGGGAAGAGGCGCUAGAGAAGGGAAGCGAAUCAAACAUAAUGAUCAGGAUUUUGAUUAUGACGAUGACAAUGAAAUGUAGUGUUUUACGACUAAGCAGAGUAUCCUACUUGCUGAUGUCCCAAGGCUCUGCACAAGAACUAGCGCGUUUUUUACCAAAGUUCUAUGUUCAAAAGAUGGGUGUACUGCAUUAAACAACGAUCUCAAUUUACUGAUUCCAUCAGAAUACAAACAGCCAAAAUAUACAGCAGUUUUCAUUUUCAUUUGUUUUUGCCCUUCAUUAGUUGUGAUACAGUCUCCGAUGUACUCCGCUGUCCCCCUUUGAGUUUGCUACUGAAAGUAACAUAUUGUGAAGAGAAUUGUUUUCUGGUAUAGAAAGCUUGAGAUUUUAGUUUCUAGGCUUAAAUUCUCCCUUGUUCUGGCCAAUGAUGUAGACAUCAAGUUUUGUUCCUUGUUUUCAAAUAGAAGACACAAUUUUCUUACAUAGGGUGAAACUUAAGCCCAUACAGAUAGCCUUCACUAGAAGUCUAAUAGUGACAUAUUCUAAGAAGUUCUCAAGAUCUACACGAGCAAAAACAAAUUGCAUCGGAAAAAACAUGUGUUGAAUUGAGGUCAAUCUACGACCCCCACGAAUAUUCACCACAUGCGUGAUUUCGGGGUGCUAUAAUAGUUACUAUAAUUAAAUUGAUUUUGUCUAAAUUCUUUAAUUCACGUAAUUCUUUCAUUCUAUUGAUUUUGUCUAAAUUCUUCCACCACAACUAACAAAAUAGAGGAUUAUAUUAUCUAUAGUUGGGAUAUUAAUAAUGUAAGCACCACAUUUAGUCUCAAUUG
Messenger RNA from Amaranthus tricolor (Joseph's coat), 1389 nucleotides. RefSeq lists its product as uncharacterized. Gene Ontology annotation, cellular component: histone acetyltransferase complex. NCBI's taxonomy places the organism in Eukaryota, Viridiplantae, Streptophyta, Magnoliopsida, Caryophyllales, Amaranthaceae. The transcript is spliced from 7 exons. Bases 179 to 640 code for a protein of 153 amino acids. The record is from RefSeq and is a predicted model, not a curated record.